Molecule: messenger RNA, 2243 nt
Organism: Ziziphus jujuba (common jujube)
Lineage: Eukaryota; Viridiplantae; Streptophyta; Magnoliopsida; Rosales; Rhamnaceae
Product: auxin-responsive protein IAA27
Exons: 5
Coding region: 964-1926 (320 amino acids)
Biological process (GO): regulation of DNA-templated transcription
Cellular component (GO): nucleus
Molecular function (GO): protein binding
Source: RefSeq, a predicted model, not a curated record
AGCGAUUCAGAGAGAGAAGGGAGAGAGGAGUGUGUCAGCUUUCUCAAAAUUCCCUCUCUUUCAAUGACUUUUUCGUUUUCUUCUAUACAAUUUUUUUUUUUUAAUGAAUAUUUUCUCAGCAACCAAACAGCAUAUCAGCCAAAAAAAAGAAUCCCUGGAAUUUAUCCUUGGCAGCGAUUUUCCUGUCCAGCUUGAAAAUUCGAGAAAAUUUUUGCUCACCUAUACACAUCCUUCGUCACAUCCUUUUCUGCGAUUCCGUGCGUCUCUCCUCUCCUCAUCCUUCUUCUGGGUCUGGUCCUUUCACCUUCCUUCCUCUUCCCCCAAAAAACGCUGCCACCUGAACACGUUAGCAUCCUCGGCGCAUGUUUGUAUAUUUUGUCCCCAUUUUACAGUAGGGGCAUUUUGGGAAACUUUGCCAGGUGCCUUUCUGUGACCUGUCGGAGAGGUUGCCCACAUAAAAGGAUCAUGAAAUAUAUAAAAUUCAUGUUAAAAAAAAAAAUAGAAUAAUAAUCCUAAAAAGUAAAGCAGCAAAUAAAAUAAAAAAAUACCCCCUCCUCAAAAAAUAAAAAAAUAAAAAAAAUAAAAAAACCAAACGGUUCCAUUUUUACUCUUUACAAGCUCGCUACUUUCAUUGGUUCAAUAUUAUUCCCAAUUUCUUAUAAAUAUUUUCAAAUUUUCUUUUUAAGCUACACAGGUCACAGAGUAGCAGUAGAAAGACAUUAUACACAUACAAAAGAGAGUGAGCAAAAGCCUAAAGAAGCUUCUACUUCUUCUUCUUCAUUAUUAUCAUCAUCAUCAUCAUCAUCAAUCAUAACCACUCCCCACCCUUCUUUUGCACUGUAUUUCUCUGCUGAAUCCAUAAGCUAAAACAAAGUUUUUUUUUUUAAAUUCUUUCGUACCCAUCCCGGUGCUUUUGGAUACCAAAUACCAAACCUUUUCUGUUGGUGGUUCUUUUUAUUUUUCAUGUCUAUGCCCUUAGAGCAUGAUUACAUAGGCUUCUCAGAGUCUGUUCCUUCCAUGGAAAUCUCUGGAAGGUCAUCCGAAAGGAGCAGCACUGGUUCUCGUUUGAACCUUAAGGCUACAGAACUGAGACUUGGCUUGCCUGGUUCCGAAUCCCCUGAAAGAGAUGAAGAUGAUUGUGGAGUGGAGGAUAAGAAUGGGUUCCAACUAGGCGUGCUCAAGUGCUUGGUUUCUGGGGCAAAAAGGGGCUUCUCUGACGCCAUUGACGGUGCUGCUGGAAAGUGGGUUUAUUCUGGAAGUGGUGGAUCUGAGACUGAGUUGGGUAAAAGUGGUAACUUGUUCUCUCCCAGAGCUAUUAAUGCUGGUAAGACUCUUGCUGGGUCAGAGUGUAACAAUCAGCCAAAGGGUGUGGCUGUCGCAACUGUGGAAGAUGGGAUUCCACAGUCUCCUAAACCAUUGCAUGAGAAAAAGCCCCAGGUUUCUGCUCCCGCUGCAAAGGCACAGGUUGUGGGAUGGCCUCCAAUCCGCUCUUUCCGAAAGAAUUCAAUGGCUUCUCAUCCUCCAAAGACUGAUGAUGAUGCAGAGAAGAUGGGAUCUGGGUGUCUUUAUAUAAAGGUCAGCAUGGAUGGUGCACCAUACCUGAGGAAAGUUGAUCUCAAAACCUGUGGCAGCUAUAUGGAUCUAUCUUCAGCGCUGGAAAAGAUGUUCGGCUGCUUUACAAUUGGUCAAUGUGGCUCACCUGGCGCUCCAAGCCGAGAUGGAUUAAGUGAGAGUCGAUUAAUGGACCUCCUACACGGUUCUGAAUAUGUACUCACCUAUGAAGACAAGGAUUGUGAUUGGAUGUUAGUUGGUGAUGUUCCUUGGGAGAUGUUCACCGAAACUUGUAGGAGGCUGAGGAUAAUGAAGAGUUCAGAGGCCAUUGGUCUAGCCCCCAGGGCCAUGGAGAAGUGCAAAAGCCGAAACUAGUACAACAGACGGAUCAAAUCUGCUGAAAGACCAGAAAGGAUCUCCAAAUCAGCUCCUGUUUCUAAUUCAUGUAUGCUUCCAGAUAUUGAAUAGUUUUGUGUAACCAAAAAAAAAAAAAAAAAAAAUUUCUAGUACGCAAGGUAUGGAACUUUAGACUUUCCCAAGAUGUUUAAAAAUAUAACUCCUCUUCUCCAUCCCCUCUCUCAUGUAGUAUUUCAGAAUGCUAGAUGCUUAAUAUCACAUAUUUAUGUAUGUAAAUGGUCUGUUUGCUAUAGCUUUUUCCCAUUUGUAAAAUGAAAUGAGCUAUGAUGUUGGAA